This is a messenger RNA of Ceratosolen solmsi marchali, 4692 nucleotides long. Its product is annotated as probable phospholipid-transporting ATPase VA. Gene Ontology annotation, molecular function: ATP binding; ATP hydrolysis activity; ATPase-coupled intramembrane lipid carrier activity. Gene Ontology annotation, cellular component: plasma membrane. The transcript is spliced from 16 exons. The record is from RefSeq and is a predicted model, not a curated record. The coding region runs from base 87 to 4349 and encodes 1420 amino acids. Gene Ontology annotation, biological process: phospholipid translocation. NCBI's taxonomy places the organism in Eukaryota, Metazoa, Arthropoda, Insecta, Hymenoptera, Agaonidae.
CGUAGUUCCUAGUACUGCCGUCACAGUUUUUGUAUUUGUUCAGUAGCAACAUUAUAUACAAUAUAUUUUAAAUAGUAUGUGCUACCAUGUCCGAAAAAGAGGAGCGUUCCUCGCUCUAUGUAUUUCCGAGCCCAAGUUCAAGCCUGAACCCGGUAGUACAAAUGACGCAAGUACGCCAGAUAGAUCAAGAAUACACAGUGCCUACAGGGCCAAUAACUAUCAAAACACACACACGCUCAGCAAGCCAUGGUGGAGUUCUUGCAAGCGUGAGCAGACCAAGCAGCAGCAAUCUGCUGACGGCGCGACAGUCGGCUCUAAAAAAACCAGGACAUCAACGCGCUUUCAGCCAAGGCCAAGUAGUGGAAGUGCCAAUCGCUGGAAGCAGCCGAAUCGGCUCCAAGACAGACUUCAUCCUGCCGCCAGGUCAUCGCGAAGAUCGUCCGCAAUCACCCAAUACUGGCAAGACAACUUCUCAUGGCCACUCAAGACAAGCUUCCAGAUCAGAAUCCAUCUACACGAUACGACGUAGUGCAGCACCACCCUGGUGGAGGAGAGCUUGGAUCCGCUAUUUUGGUUUUAAUUCAGAAGAAGCUCAGCUACGAAAUAUCGCUCCGAGCCACCUUUUGCCAUCUAAAUUGCAAUCAGCUGUCGACAACAGGAUACGCACAACAAAAUAUAAUACAUUGACUUUUCUUCCACGGAACCUCUUGGAGCAAUCUUACCGAGUGGCUAACGUUUAUUUUAUUUUUAUCGUUUUGUUAAACUGGGUACCUGCAAUAAAUGCCUUCGGCAAAGAAAUUGCUAUGAUUCCAGUUGUUUUUGUACUUGGGGUUACUGCGCUCAAGGACUUUUUUGAGGACAGGCGAAGACUCGCUAGUGACAAGCGUGUUAAUAAUUCUACUUGUCGUGUUUAUUUCAGUGAAGGAGACAGAUAUAUGAAAAUACCUUGGAAAGAUGUAAAAGUAGGAGAUUUUGUUCAUUUAUCAAAUAAUGAAAUAGUUCCUGCUGCUUUACUAUUAUUGCGUAGUAGUGAUCCACAAGGUUUUGCAUAUCUUGAUACCUGUAACCUUGACGGUGAAACGAAUUUGAAACAACGACAGGUAAUAAGAGGAUUUCUCGAUCUACAGGCGGAUUUUCAACCGUCUAAAUUCCGAUCUAUUAUAGAAGUCGACAGACCCAGCACGAAAAUUUACAGAUUUCAUGGUGCUGUGAUACAUCCAAAUGGAUCAAGAAUACCGGUUUCAACAGAAAAUCUUUUAUUAAGAGAAUGCCUUUUAAAGAACACUGAUUUUAUAGAAGGAAUCGUUGUUUAUGUUGGUCAUGAAACAAAAGCAAUGCUUAAUAAUGGUGGUCCGAGAUAUAAGAGAUCUCGGUUAGAGUGCCAGAUGAAUUUAGACGUAAUAUGGUGCGUAAUAAUUUUGAUAGUAUUAUGCAUUGUUGGAGCAGCUGGAUGUAGGUUUUGGUUAUCAGCUUAUACAUCUGUGGGUCCUGUUCCUUUUCUACCGAUUAUACAAGAUCCAGCUUAUGAAGGCAUACUUACCUUUUGGACUUUUAUCAUUAUUUUACAAGUGAUGAUUCCGCUUAGUCUUUAUGUAACUAUCGAAAUGGCCAAAGUUGGACAAGUUUAUCAUAUAAUGAAUGAUACAAAGCUCUAUGAUUCAAAAACUAAUCGACCGGCUGAAUGUCGUGCUCUUAAUAUCACAGAGGAACUUGGCCAAGUGCAGUACAUAUUUUCAGACAAAACUGGAACAUUAACUGAAAACAAAAUGUUGUUUCGAAGAUGUGCCAUCGGCGGGCAAGAUUAUACGCAUACUGGGGAUGGGGAAAAUCUCGUUGCCUGUACAAGGUUAAAGGAAGAUUUACUAAUAGGUACUUGCCGACAUAGACUUCAAGAAUUUCUUAUUCUAUUGGCGAUUUGUAAUACUGUCGUAGUUAAUACUCAUCCUCAUCGUGACAUUAUGAAUUCCAGUGGCGUAAUAGAAAACACACAAAAGAAUGACGACGCCGAUCCCACAAGGUAUGUCCAAGUAACAGAAUCAAGGAGAAUAACUCCAGUUUCUGUUGAGACAUCUACUUCAACUUCUGCUCUAUCUUUUACUUCAAUUCAUUCAGCUACAAAUUUUGAAGAGGUUGCUUCAUCAAUAAAUUCAAUGAAACUGUCAGAAUCUGGAAAUACAGCAAUUUUAAACCACAAAAGUUCAAGACCUAAAUUGCCGAAUUUACCAACUAUGUCAACUAUAAGUAUGCUUACAAAAAGACUUUCUCCUUUGGGUCAUAGAAAUAAUUUAAAUUCAAUGUCUGAAAAAAAUGUUAGAUCACUUAUGGAAACUCAAAGCACACUGGAAAUAUAUGAAGCUGAAAGCCCAGACGAAUUAACUCUUGUCCAGGCAGCUAGAGCAUAUAAUGUUAGACUAACUCGAAGAACUACUAAAAACGUUAUUGUUUCAUUACCAGAUAAAUCAAUUUUAACAUUCGAAAUUUUAAAAAUUUUACCAUUUGAUUCGAAUAGAAAAUGUAUGUCGAUCGUAGUGAAACAUCCUCGUACUGGUGAAAUUGUAUUAUACUGCAAAGGUGCAGAUUCAACAAUUUUAUCGGCAUUAAAUUCGAAUGAAGAAGAGUCAAUAAUAACAACUAAAGUUAGGCAACACUUACAUUCAUAUGCUCGUCAAGGACUUCGUACACUGGUUAUGGCAAGAAGAUCCCUUACGGCUCAAGAAUACGAAUGCUGGUUACAAAAGCACAUAGAAAUUGAAACAAGUAACGAAAACAGUGAGCGCAGAAUACGAGAAUCUUAUACCAACUUGGAAUGUCAACUGAGUUUGUUGGGCGCAACAGGAAUAGAAGACAAACUACAAGCUGGUGUCCCUGAAGCAAUGACUAGCCUUGUAGCAGCUGGUAUUAUUGUCUGGGUUUUGACAGGUGAUAAACCAGAAACUGCAGUGAACAUAGCUUAUUCUGCAUGUCUCUUUAGUCCAACUAUGCAGCUUUUACAUCUACAAGCAAGAUCCAAAUCUAUGGCAGAAAGUUUAAUCCAUACUUAUCUAGAAGCGAUCGAAUGUGAAAACAUGGCAAGUGUAGAUUCAAUCGAAAACAUACAUAUGCAAUCAAAUGAGCAAGAAGCGAAUGAAAAAUUCACCUAUAGAAUUGGUAAUUCUUGGCAUCGUCAACGCGCUCUCAUUGUUGAUGGGAAAACUCUCACCUUUAUUCUUGAUCCAAGAUCUGGAUUAACAGUCCCAUUUUUAAAAUUAACUAGAGCUUGCUCCAGUGUUUUAGCCUGCCGAGCUACACCACUACAGAAGGCCUACAUAGUCAAAGUAGUAAAAGAACAUCUUAGAAUGAGAACUUUAGCAAUUGGCGAUGGUGCCAAUGAUGUUAGCAUGAUACAAACGGCGGAUGUUGGUAUUGGAGUAUCUGGUCGAGAAGGUACACAAGCCCUAAUGGCUGCCGAUUUUGCUAUUGCAAGUUUUCCUAUGUUAACUAGACUCUUAUUGAUGCAUGGACACUGGUGCUAUGAUAGAUUAUCUCGAAUGAUACUUUAUUUUUUUUAUAAAAAUGCGACGUUCGUUUUUCUUAUUUUUUGGUUUCAACUUUAUUGCGGUUUUUCUGGAACAGUAAUGGUUGAUCAAAUAUAUUUAUUAUUAUAUAAUCUAUUAUUCACAUCACUGCCUCCACUUAUGCUUGGAAUUUAUGAUCAAAUAGCUCCAGCUAAACUUCUUUUAGAAUCACCCAGAUUAUAUGAAAGAGGUCGAUUAGCAUCUGCUUAUCAACCGCAUUCAUUUUGGAUAACAAUGGCUGAUGCUCUGUAUCAAAGCAUCAUCAUUUUUUUUUUCACAGAAGCUGCAUACCAUGAUUCUGAUGUAGAUAUUUGGGAAUUUGGUUCAACAAUAACAACUUCAUGUAUUAUUGUUAUGUUAAUUCAUAUUAGUAUUGAAACAAAGUCAUGGACCAUGAUAUCCGCUGCAGCAAAUUUAGUAUCUUUUGGAGUAUUUUUUGGGUUUAGUCUACUUUAUAAUACAAUUUGUAUAAAUUGUAUGGGUUUGCCUGGUUCAUAUUGGGUUAUGCAAAAAGCAAUUGGUCAACAUAUAUAUUGGUUAACUGUAAUUCUUACUUCAAUUCUCGCCAUAUUACCUAGGAUUAUUUAUAAAUCAGUAAAAAAUACAAUUUCUCCUGAUAUGAUGCAAAGAGCAACUAUUGCAUAUUUAGAAAAAACUAGGAGAUUUGAAAAUCAAAUAGUAGUUGGAAAAGGUAAUGGAUUUGUUGCUGGUUGGUCACGAUCUACACAACGUGCAACAAUAAGAGCAGAAAAUUACACUUCCAAAAAGAGUGCUUUAUCCACUAUUAUUACAUGAUAAUUAAAAAUUUGAAAGAAUACACCAUCUUUCAAAAAAUGAAUCAAGAAAUAGAAAAUAUUCCAAUCAAUACUAAAAAAAUUAAAUUGUUACAUAUUUUAAAUGUGAAUACUCUUUAAAAACGAACAGCCAUGCAAUUUCUCAAAAGCAAUAUUGUUAUUUGAUAAUAUUGUCAUAAAUUGUGUGGGUAUUAUUAUUGUUGUUUUAGUCAAGUGACCUUAAUCACAGACUAUUGUUGAUUGUAUUUAUUGGCUGUGAUUUUUAGGGACCAAGAUUAUCAGUCCAAAUUAGAAAAACUACAGUUACAUAUAUUGUUAUAUCAUAUUUAAUUGUAAUAACAUGU